Messenger RNA from Styela clava, 2214 nucleotides. RefSeq lists its product as uncharacterized. Gene Ontology annotation, molecular function: nucleic acid binding. The record is from RefSeq and is a predicted model, not a curated record. NCBI's taxonomy places the organism in Eukaryota, Metazoa, Chordata, Ascidiacea, Stolidobranchia, Styelidae. Gene Ontology annotation, biological process: DNA integration.
AUGCUAUCUCAUGUCUUUGGUACUACCUGCUCACCUUCUAUUACAACCUUUGCUCUACGAAAGGUUGCAGAAGAUAAUUUAUCUAAUGCGUAUCCGACCGCUGUUCGAUGCAUUUGCUUUGAUUUUUAUGUAGAUGACGGAUUAUUUUCAAAAGAUACAGUAGAGGAGACAUCUACAUUAGUUCGACAGACUACUGAUGUACUGGCAACGGGAGGUUUUCACUUGACUAAAUUUUUAAGCAAUGAACCAGAAGUUCUACAAAGUGUUCCUGAAGAGGACAAGGCUCCCGUUGCUCAUGCUCUGGAACUAGGCAAUGAUGCGCAAUUUGGCUUUCGCCAAAAUCACGCAACAUGCCAUGCAACAUCUCUACUUGUCAGUAAAAUUUUAGAAGGAUUUGAAAAGAACGAGUAUAUUCUUAGUAUGUUCUUGGGCCUUUCCAAGGCAUUUGAUAGUAUUGACCAUGACACAUUACUAGCCAAAUUGCACCAUAUUGGUGUUAGAGCAGAUAUUGCCAGUCGUGGACUAAUGCCCGAUAAGUGCCACAAAGCUGAUUGCUGGUUCAAAGGACCUCCGUUUCUGAGAAGCAAGGAACCAUUGGGAAAAUCACAUAUUUCUGAAACAAUUGAGGACUCUGAAAUAUGUUCUGAAGUGAAAGUUAAUUAUAAUGAAAUUUCCUACAAUGACAAGAAUUCUACUACACAACAACCUGGACUUAUGCUGUUGUUGGAACGUUACUCUAAAUUUGAAAGACUUAUUUCCUCUGUGAUAUGGCUUCAAAGAUUCAAGACUUACAUGAUUGGGAAAUUGCUACAUCGUUCUGAUUCUCCUGUUACUGGUUGUUUUACUGUUGCAGAACGGGAAAAUGCAACUAUAGAUAUUGUGAAACUUAUUCAAACAGAUUCGUUGUCUGCUGAUCUUUGCUAUUUUAAAGAUAUGAUGAGUUCGGGCCCUCCACCUUCUGACAGAAAACGACUUAAAUCGCCGUUUGCUAAAGAACUCUUGCAGUGUAAUCGAUAUGUGGUUUGUCGAGUUGGAGGCAGGCUUCGUCAAUUCGAAUUACAACCUGAUCAUAGGAAUCCUGCAAUUUUACCACCAUAUCACCAUGCCACUAAACUUCUGAUCGAUAAUGUCCACUGUGAACAUGGACAUUGUGGAAGCAAUCAAGUACAGGCUUAUUUGUUACAAAAAUAUUGGAUAUUGCAUCUUCAGUCAGCGGUGGCAAAAAUUCUUAGAGAAUGCAUGCCAUGCAAGAUUUGGUCUGCCAGACCUGGUAAACAAUGGAUGUCAGAUAUGCCUGCUGUUAGACUUUGUGCAGGAAAUAGACCAUUCUUUCACAGCUUCGUUGAUUAUUUUGGUCUUAUAAAGGUCAAGUUGGGCAGAAGCGAACGUAAGCGUUACGGAGUUAUAUUCACUUGUCUUUCUACUAGAGCAAUUCAUCUGGAGGUUGCAGAAAGUUUGGAUACCUCUGCAUUUUUACAAGCCUUUUUUCGUUUUGUCGCGCGACGUGCAAGACCAGCUCACAUGUACUCUGACAAUGGUACGAAUUUUAUUGCUGGAAGUAAAGCUCUCAAGGAUGAAAUUACAAAUUGGAAUGGGAAACAAAUUGACAAUGCUUUUGCACAAAAUGGAAUUCAAUGGCAUUUUUCACCACCUCUUGCAAGUCACCAGAAUGGAGUUGUUGUAAGAUUGAUCAGGGAAGUUGAGAAGAUUCUGAGGAAUAUGCUUGAUGAUAAACCAUUAACCGAUUAUUCACUAUGGUCUUUUUUGGCUGGAGUGGAAUCCAUCUUAAAUGACAGACCCCUUACUCGAGUAAGUAAUGAUCCCAGAGACCUCCAUGCCCUGUCACCUAACUCUAUUUUACUAAGUAAAUUAGAUCCUGAUCUCUCCCCUGAUGUUUUUCUGCGAGGUGAUGAGUAUAGACAAGGCUAUAGACAUGUCCAGCGGUUGUUGGACAUAUUUUGGCAGAGAUUUACAAGGGAAUAUUUACCUCUGCUUCAGAAACGCUCAAAGUGGUUUCAUCCCUCCCCUAACCUGAAGCCUGGUAACUUAGUACUUAUGUGUGAUGACAUACUUCCCCGUGGUAGUUGGCCAAUGGCUGUUGUGGAUGAGGUUUAUCCUGAUAGACUAGGCAUUGUGCGUAGGGUGAAGGUACGAACCUCCAAAUCUACCUUCAUGCGUGAUGUUAGGAAGAUAAGUUCACUUGAACUUGAUUAA